Molecule: messenger RNA, 4295 nt
Organism: Phodopus roborovskii (desert hamster)
Lineage: Eukaryota; Metazoa; Chordata; Mammalia; Rodentia; Cricetidae
Gene: Kif27
Product: kinesin family member 27
Exons: 17
Coding region: 268-4233 (1321 amino acids)
Biological process (GO): mitotic spindle organization; microtubule-based movement
Molecular function (GO): ATP binding; microtubule binding; microtubule motor activity
Source: RefSeq, a predicted model, not a curated record
GCGAGCCCCGUCAUCGGCCAGGACGCUUCCCGCCGAGAGCUGGUGACCCGCGGCCCACAGCGUCUGCGCUCCCGAGCGGGCGCCACGUCCGCAGAAGCCGGUAUUGAGACCCCGUUCCCGGCCGAUGACAGGGCACGAGGCCCAGCGCUUCCCUUGCCUUUGGUCACUUUUCAGAAAUCCAGAGACCAGAUCUUCCAUAAAAUGGAUGUUUCUCACACUGUUACUGAACAUUAAGUAGAUGAUCUGUUCAGUGAAACCCAAGCUGCCAUGGAGGAAAUACCAGUGAAAGUGGCCGUAAGAAUCAGGCCUCUACUUUGUAAAGAGGUUCUUCACAAUCAUCAAGUGUGUGUGAGGGAUGUCCCAAACACCAAGCAGAUCAUCAUUGGCAGAGACAGAGUCUUUACUUUUGAUUUUGUUUUUGGCAAAAACUCCACUCAAGAUGAAGUAUACAAUAUAUGCAUAAAACCCCUGGUGCUGUCACUCAUUGAGGGCUACAAUGCAACAGUUUUUGCAUAUGGACAAACUGGAUCUGGGAAGACAUACACCAUCGGAGGAGGCCACGUUGCGUCAGUUGUGGAGGGUCAAAAGGGUAUCAUUCCUCGAGCUAUCCAAGAGAUAUUUCAGAGCAUCUCUGAGAACACCAGCAUUGACUUUAAAAUCAAAGUGUCGUAUAUAGAAGUGUAUAAGGAAGACCUAAGAGAUCUUCUAGAGUUGGAGACAUCCAUGAAGGACCUUCACAUCCGAGAAGAUGACAAGGGAAACACAGUGAUUGUUGGGGCCAAAGAAUGCCACGUAGAGAGCGUGGAUGAAGUGAUGAGCCUGCUGGAGGCAGGGAAUGCGGCCAGGCACACAAGCACCACCCAGAUGAACGAACACUCCAGUAGAUCCCAUGCAAUUUUCACAAUAAGCAUUUGCCAAGUUGAAAAAAACACAGAGGCAGCUGAGAAUGGGGAGUGGUACCCACAUCGGCACAUUGUCUCCAAAUUCCAUUUUGUGGAUUUGGCCGGAUCAGAAAGAGUGACCAAAACGGGGAACACAGGUGAACGAUUCAAGGAGUCCAUUCAAAUCAACAGUGGGCUGCUUGCCUUAGGAAACGUAAUAAGUGCCCUUGGGGACCCACGCAGGAAGAGCUCUCACAUUCCAUAUAGGGAUGCCAAAAUUACCCGGCUUCUGAAAGACUCCCUGGGAGGCAGUGCCAAGACCGUCAUGAUCACUUGCGUCAGCCCCUCCUCCUCAGAUUUUGACGAGUCCUUAAAUUCUCUCAAAUAUGCCAACAGAGCACGGAACAUUAGAAACAAGCCUACUUUAAACUUUAGCCCUGAAUCAGACCGGAUGGAUGAGAUGGAAUUUGAGAUUAAGUUGCUUCGAGAAGCUUUGCAGAGCCAUCAAGCCAGUAUCAGUCAAACUAGCCAGACCCCCUCCGAGGGCGCUUCUGACCAGAAUCGGAUCCAUUCUCUAGAGGAGCAGGUAGCUCAGCUACAGGAGGAAUGUCUGGGCUACCAGGACUGCAUAGAGCAAGCAUUCGCCUUCCUCGUGGACCUAAAAGAUGCUGUCAGGCUAAACCAGAAACAGCAGCACAAGCUACAGGAAUGGUUUAGCAGGACCCAGGAGGUCAGGAAGGCUGUCCUCACCCCGUUCCCAGGACACCAGGGUGUUGGGAAUCUGGAAGAGGGACCCCAGCAUGUGACAAUUCUCCAGCUGAAGAGAGAACUUAAGAAAUACCAGUGUGCCUUGGCUGCUGAUCAAGUGCUGCUCACUCAGAAGGAGCUGGAGGUGGAGGAGCUCAGGAGCCGGGUGCAGCUGAUGGUGCAGGAGAGCAAAGGACAUGCCGUAUCCCUGAAAGAAGCACAGAAAGCCAACAGAUUGCAGAAUGAAAAGUUAAUCAAACAGCAACUUCUUGUGGAUCAGCUGAGUGAAGAACUCGCAAAAUUUAACCUGUCAGUGACAUCUUCAGUUAAAGAAAAUUGUGGAGAUGGGCCUGAUGCCAGGAUCACCGAAAACAGACCUCACACGGUACCAUUUGAUAGUCACUGGGGACAUCAUGUUUACAUCCCAUCAAGGCAGGAUUCCAAGCAGGUCUACUCAAGUCCUCCUAUAUACACUCUGGAUCAAGUAUUCGAUGAGUUCCGGACACGAAGCCAGAUGCUCAUGGGUCACUUAGAAGAACAAGACGAAGUUGUCCACUGCCAGUUUUCUGACAACAGUGACGAUGAAGAGUCAGAAGGCCGAGAUAAAUCUAGAAUUAGAUCUAGAAGUCACUCAUGGGUCAAAGAGCCAGGCUCUGUUUGUUCUCUUGUCGAACUAAGUGAUACUCCGGAUGAAACACAGAAGUCCUAUUUGGAAAAUGGAGAUUUGAAGAUGGAAUGUCUCCAGGAGAGUCAAGAGAUAAAUAUGCAAAAAUUAAGGACUUCAGAACUCAUACUUAAUAAAGCUAAACAAAAAAUGAGAGAACUUACGAUUAACAUCAGGAUGAAAGAAGAUCUGAUCAAAGAGUUAAUAAAAACAGGUAACAACGCCAAGUCUGUGAGCAGACAGUAUUCUUUGAAGGUAACAAAACUGGAGCAUGAAACUGAGCAAGCAAAAGUAGAACUCACAGAAACCCGGAAGCAGCUGCAGGAGCUGGAGAGCAAAGACCUUUCUGACGUUGCUUUGAAGGUCAAAUUACAGAAGGAGUUCCGGAGAAAGAUGGAUGCUGCAAAGCUUCGCGUUCAGGUUUUACAGAAGAAGCAGCAAGAUAGUAAGAAGUUGGCAUCACUGUCCAUGCAGAGUGAGAAGCGUGCCAGCGAGCUGGAGCAGAACGUGGGGCACCUGAAGCACCAGAAGGUGCAGCUCCAGAGACGGCUGCGGGAAGAGAGCGAGAAAAAGAAGCACCUGGAUGCAGAGGUUAAGAGAGACCAGCAAAAACUCAAAGAGCUGCAGUUAAAAAAAGGACAAGGAGACGGUCAGAGCACAAAGGCCGAGGGCCUGGGUGGGUUUGACUCGAACAGAAGAACAGGUCCUUUCAGAAGCGUGGAACAACUCCAGAAAUUUGAUGAGCAGAAGAAAUGGUUGGAUGAAGAGGUAGAGAAAGUUCUGAGCCAGCGCCAAGAACUGGAGAUGUUGGAAGAAGAUCUGAAGAAGCGAGAAGCCAUCGUCUCCAAGAAGGAGGCCCUCCUACAGGAGAAGAGCCACCUGGAGCACAGGAAGCUGCGGUCCAGCCAGGAAGAACAUCUUCUUUUCCAACUUGAAGAAGGAAUAGAAGCUUUGGAAGCUGCGAUUGAAUUCAAGAACGAAGCCAUCCGGAGUCGCCAGAACUCACUCAGAGCAUCAUUCCAGAGUCUCUCUCAGAGUGAAGCAAAUGUUUUGGGAAAACUAGUUUGCCUGAAUCUUACUGAGAUUAGAGCUAUUCUUUUCAAAUAUUUCAAUAAGGUGAUUAAUUUGCGAGAAGCUGAACGUAAACAACAGUUGCAGAAUAAAGAGAUGAAGAUGAAGGUUCUGGAACGGGAUAACAUGGUCCAUGAGUUAGAGUCUGCAUUGGAGCAUCUGAGACUACAGUGUGACCGGAGACUAACCCUCCAGCAAAAGGAGCAUGAACAGAAGAUGCAGCUGUUGUUACAUCAUUUCAAAGAGCAAGAUGGAGAAGGCAUUAUAGAAACCUUAAAAAAAUAUGAAGAUAAAAUUCAGCAGCUGGAAAAAGAUCUUUACUUCUAUAAGAAAACCAGCAGAGAUCUUAAGAAGAAACUGAGAGGAACUGCCCUAGGAGCAUCGCCAUGGCAACUGUCACUAGCAGAUCCUCGUGAUGCUGGAGAUGGCGUCUUGAACCCAGAAGAGGCGACGGGGCUUUGUGAAGAACCGAAGUGGGCAUCUAGAACUGAAAAUGCAAAGUUGAAUGGAAGAGAAAAAGAAGUGGAGGAUUCUUCAAACAGCUUAAAGACCGCAGCGCUGCCCCAGAUUCUGGAAGGCAGCCCAGACUCACGUCCACUCCGGGGCUCAUUAGCACCCUCCAGUGGCCAACUGUUGAGCAAUGCCGAUAAACCAGAGGAUCAUCCCUUCAUACAAUCUCAGAGUCCACCACCGUCCCCAUUUCAGCCUGGGAAAAAUACGGGGCAGCUUCAGGGUAUCAAGCCUGUCAAACUGUGUCGCAGAGAAUUACGCCAGAUCUCUGCCUUGGAGCUGUCAUUACGACGCUCCAGCCUCAGCCCAGGGGUCCGGUCGGUGACUGCUGAUUCUCUUGAAGUACCUGAGGAAAUCUAGUGACUUCAAAGCAUAGGCAUUGGACAAUAAAACUUUUAAUUUAGCAAAUAUGUAAAAAGAUC